GCAGAAUUAAUGGCUUCCGGUGCCAGAAUGCUGAACAAUAGUCACACUAGGUAUGAGAAACAGCACGUCACACCACCUCCUUCUACUAGAAUUGUUGGCGGUGGAGGUGUUGCCUCCGUUCGCUCUAAAACACCGUCUUCUUCUGCUUCCAGACGCUCUGUUACCCCCAACUCUCGGUCUCACGCUCGCCUUAGCGACGAAGACGCAGAACCUGGAAGAGUGAGAGUUGCUGUUAGGCUACGGCCAAAAACCACAGAGGAACUUUCAGAUGCUGAUUUUUUCGAUUGCGUAGAACUUCAACCUGAGCUUAAGAGGUUGAAGUUGAAGAAAAAUAAUUGGAGUUCCGACUCUCACAGAUUUGAUGAAGUAUUUACAGAAUCUGCUUCUCAAAAGCGUGUCUAUGAGGCUGUUGCAAAACCUGUAGUUGAGGGUGUGUUGAAUGGGUAUAAUGGAACAAUUAUGGCUUAUGGUCAAACAGGAACUGGCAAGACUUAUACACUUGGCCAAUUGGGCAAGGAUGAUGCAUCCGAGCGAGGAAUCAUGGUUAGGGCUUUGGAGGACAUCAUUGCUAGUGCAUCUCCAGCAUCUGAUAGUGUGGAAAUCUCCUAUCUGCAGAUCUAUAUGGAAUGUGUUCAAGAUUUACUUGCACCAGAAAAGGUGAACAUUCCAAUUGUUGAGGAUCCCAAGAAGGGGGAAGUGUCAGUGCCUGGUGCAGCAAUUGUCAAAAUUCAAAACGUGGACCACUUUUUGCAUUUACUGCAAAUUGGAGAAGCAAAUCGCCAUGCAGCAAACACAAAGAUGAACACUGAAUCUUCUCGUAGCCAUGCAAUUCUUAUGGUAUCUGUUACCAGAUCUGUUGAUGAUAAAGAAGAAAACAAUACAUCUUCUCCAGGGAAAGAUGACAAAAGUGUGUUAGUUGGUGGCCAUGUGAUACCGACUAUUCGAAAGAGCAAGCUACUUAUCGUUGAUCUUGCAGGUUCUGAGCGCCUAGACAAAUCCGGAAGUGAAGGUCACUUGGUUGAGGAGACAAAAUUUAUCAACCUCUCUCUUAGUUCCCUUGGAAAAUGUAUAAAUGCGUUGGCUGAGAAUAGCCCUCAUAUACCCACCAGAGAUUCCAAGCUAACGAGAUUGCUUCGUGACUCGUUUGGAGGCUCGGCGAGGACCUCUCUUAUAGUAACGAUUGGUCAAUCUUCUCGACAUCAUACAGAAACCUCAAGCACCAUAAUGUUUGGACAACGGGCCAUGAAAGUAGUAAACUUUGUAAAGCUAAAAGAGGAGUUUGAUUAUGAGAGCUUGUGUCGCAAACUUGAGAAUCAAAUUGAUAUACUCACGGAGGAGAUAGACAGGCAACAGAAAUCUAGAGCAGACAACACGAUAAGACUGGAGAAUAAUCUCAGAGAGUGUCAAAAUAGCUUUGAGGAAGCAGAAAAGGCUUUACUUGCAAGGUGUGAGUUGUUAGACAAGGAUAAAUCUCGCUUGGAAUCAGAAAUAAAAGAUAUUCUAAAGGAGUUGAAUUGCCAGAAAGACCACAAUGAUCUAGUUUGCCAAGAGGUUGAGAGUCUACAAAGAAGCUUGAAGCGUUGUGAGUUAAUAGAGAAGGAGAAGGUUCAUCUGGAAUCAGAAAUGAAAGAUGUGUUGGAGGAAUUAGAUUUUCAGAAGAAUCAGAACAAUUUGAUGCAUGAUGAGAUUGCACGACUGGAACUGGGCCUAGAGCAUAACAAGCAAUAUCAGGUUGAAACAUCUGCAUACCAGAAAGUACUUGCAGACACAACUCAGAUGUAUGAGAAGAAAAUAGCUGAGUUAAUGUCAAAUUUAGACGAUGAGCGAGAUCGGUCAAGCGGUGUUGAGGAACAGUUAGAUUCAAUAAAAAAUAUACUAACUGAUCAUCAAAAGUCGAUGGAGCAACAUCAGAUUGAACGUUCUACGUACCAGAAGGCACUUGCCGAAACCACUCAGAUGUACGAGCAAAAAAUUACAGAGUUGGUAAUGCAACUGGAGGACGAGCAUGCUCGGUGCAUUGGUUUAGAAGAACAAGUGAUUUCACUAAAGAAAGCUUCAAGCAAUCGUCAGAUUUCACUGCAAAUCCAAGGGCAAGAGGAGAUUGGUGCUCUUAAAAUGGAACUACAACAAAUGUCUCAGCUGCGUGAAGCAGCUCUAGAUGAACUUCAAUUAGUGAAAAAGGAACAGAAGAAUCUAUCAUCAGAGAAGGCUAGAUUAAGCGAUGAACUUCGUACCGUAAGAGAAGCCCUCUCACUUGAGGAAAAACGAAGGAAGGCAGUUGAGAAGGAGCUAAGCAGUAUAAAAAAUGCUGUACCUGAAAGUGAGGAUGAGUUUGAGGAUAAGAGACCAUCCAUGAAAGAAAAUAAUGCAGGAGGAACAACAAUUGGCACCCCAUUCGGUCUACAUAAUUCAAACAAAUCAAGGGAGUCAAACUCAUUUCAGCGAACCACUAUAGCUAAGAUAUGCGAAGAAGUUGGCCUUCAAAAGAUAUUGGCACUAUUGCAAUCUUCUGAUCUAGAUGUCCAAACUCAUGCUGUGAAAGUGGUGGCAAACCUUGCUGCUGAAGAUAUCAAUCAGGAAAAAAUUGUUCAAGAAGGGGGUCUAGAUGCACUGCUCAUCCUAUUGCGAACCUCCCAGAAUACAACACUACUUAGGGUUGCUUCUGGAGCCAUUGCAAAUCUUGCAAUGAAUGAACUGAAUCAAGGCUUAAUUAUGAGUAAAGGAGGUGCUGCUUUACUAGCACAUACAGCGUCCAAAACAGACGAUCCCCAAACUCUCAGAAUGGUAGCCGGAGCAAUUGCAAAUUUAUGCGGAAAUGAGAAAUUACAUAUGCUGCUGACUGAACAAGGAGGCAUUAAAGCACUCUUGGGCAUGGUUAGAUCUGGAAAUCAUGACGUCAUUGCCCAGGUUGCCAGGGGAAUGGCAAAUUUUGCUAAAUGUGAAUCUCGAGCAAUAACUCAAGGACACAAGAAAGGUCGUUCUCUUCUAAUGGAUGAUGGUGUCCUUUCGUGGUUGCUUGGCAACUCAAAUACUGCUUCAAUAUCAACCCGGCGUCACAUUGAGCUUGCUCUUUGUCAUUUAGCACAAAACGAGGACAAUACUAGGGAUUUUGUAAGCAGCGGAGGAGUUAAACAAGUUGCAAGAAUCACAGUCGAAUCCAGCAGAGAAGAUAUUCGUAACUUGGCAAAUAAGAUACUGAGACUGAAUCGAACAUUUCAAGCGGAGGUGCAAAAUGAAUAGCAUUUUCCAAUCUAACACUACUAAUUACAUCAACGGGGUAAGCCUUUAAGAUUGUGCAUAAUUCCUCAAUCUUACAUGGUAUUUUUAAAAGCCAUUUUGUAAGAGGAAAACAGAUGUUUGAUAAGCAAGCUGAUAAUGAACUGCCUGUUUUGCUAUAUAUAAUUUAUUUCCAAGAAAGUAGCAUACAAUAACGAUGAGUUGUAAUGAUAUCAUAACUUGAUCAUGUUAACGUUCCGUACUUG
Molecule: messenger RNA, 3482 nt
Organism: Cynara cardunculus var. scolymus (artichoke)
Lineage: Eukaryota; Viridiplantae; Streptophyta; Magnoliopsida; Asterales; Asteraceae
Product: kinesin-like protein KIN-UC
Exons: 22
Coding region: 10-3240 (1076 amino acids)
Biological process (GO): microtubule-based movement
Molecular function (GO): microtubule binding; ATP binding; plus-end-directed microtubule motor activity
Source: RefSeq, a predicted model, not a curated record